UGCCGUCUAGGUAGUCGACUCGCUAGAAUUUGAGACAACCGUGCUGAGUACGUCUGUAGACCUCCCACUUAAAACGGUGGGGAGAGGGAGAGGGAGAAGUUGAUUCCCAAAUAAACCAACACCCAGCUUCACUCUCGUUGCUUUGAGGAGGUGAUAAAGUAUCCUCGCAUUUUUUUUUUAAUCGAAAAGGGAUGGACGAUAACAACGGAGGAAAAGAAAAAUGGGGUCGAUAACAUUCUAACCUGAGGGUUUUGACUACUGGUGGAGACAGGUGAUAUAAAAACACGGUACCAUGUGAAUGGUUGAGGAACAUGAAGGCUGCACACAAACUACUGUUCGUCCUGUGUCCCAUGCUGGUCUUGGGGUUCAUCUACUACUCUUCUGGGAAGCUCCAUUUGUACGUAUGGGGCCAGAAGCCACAUAAAGAUGUGGAGCCCACAGUAAAAGUCAGUAAAGUCACUAGUGUUUCUGUCAAAUCCACUGUGACCAAAGAGCCGGUGGUGGAGGGCCCUGUCUCCGUGGGACGAAUAGUAGGCUCAGGUACAGCCUCGCUGCAAAGAGUGCACUCUGGUCAACAUGAGAACCCCAGCAGGCCUGUGUUUGAUAAGCAAGGGUUCUUGCUGAAUCUGGACACAAAGCUGCCACCGGAGUUGGUGUACAAGUACGGAAACCUCAGUGAAGGAGCCUGUAAACCUGGUUAUGCAGCUGCCAAAAUCAGUGCUAUCUAUCCAAAGUUUAGUAAGCCAGCUUCCAUGUUUCUGGACCGGAACUUUAAGCGGCUUUCAAAAGUUACAAACUAUUUACCUCCAUUUGGAUUCAAAACACAAGAAAGAAUCAUAGAUGUUAUAUUAACUGCCACAAAGAAUUAUGGACUGGGUCCAGAUUUAGAUGGUUUGAGUUGUAAAAGAUGUAUAAUAGUAGGCAAUGGUGGUAUCCUUAGCAACAAGUCUUUAGGAUCCCACAUUGAUGAAUAUGACGUUGUGAUAAGACUCAACGAGGCCCCAGUGAGUGGUUACACCAGAGAUGUAGGUACUAAGACCACCCUGAGGAUAACCUACCCAGAAGGGGCAAUCCAGAAGCCCGAGCGCUAUGAGAAAGAUUCCCUCUUUGUCUUCUCUGCUUUCAAACCUCUUGACUUUAAAUGGCUGAGACAGAUGGUCUUCAAAGAGAAACUGCAAGGAACAGAGGGCUUCUGGAAGUCUGUAGCACACUCUGUGCCCCGGCAACCCUCGGAGAUUCGGAUCCUCAACCCCUACUUUAUACAAGAGGCUGCCUUCCAGUUUAUUGGCCUUCCACAGAACAAUGGCCUCAUGGGUAAAGGGAACAUUCCAACGUUGGGCACCGUCGCCAUAACAAUGGCCCUUCAUAACUGCGAUGAGGUUGCUGUUGCUGGAUUUGGCUAUGACAUGAACACCCCUCAUGCACCCUUGCACUACUACGAAACAGUUAAAAUGUCUGCUAUAAAAGAGUCAUGGACUCACAACAUCCCAAAAGAAAAGGAGUUUCUCCACAAGUUGGUGAAGGCCAGCAUUAUCACAGACUUAACCAAUGGGAUUUGAACCUCCCAAGGUGGGUGCCUUUCUAGGAGGGCUCAAAAACGCAGAGUCCUGGGAAACCCUGGACCAGUCAACACUGAGGAGCGUGAUUUCAGAGGUGGGAGCGGUGGCUCAGUUAAGAUGCACAUGUGCCUUCUAACCGACAGGCUUCCUCUGAGCGGGACGUUGAAGGUUUCUUGAAUGUCUCGGGAGACAAUCCUUGUUCGAGUACAGAUGGAAGAUAUCAGAGACUUUGAGGUGACCAACACAAACAGCGCUUGAGGAACGAGUCUCAACAUUAACUGAUUGUGCCAAAUGUACCUCUAUCGGAGGAGAUGCCCCUCCUCUCCUGCCUGAAUGUAUUAACGGUGUAAAUAUCAAAGAUUUUUACAGUGCAUUUUAAUGAACUGCUACAGCCCCUGGGGUUCUGCCUUCACACGUGAUUCUCCGUCCAGGGCAAUCAGUACAUAUCCUGCCCUAGUGUGAGGAAGGGCAGUGGCAGGUCUUUGAUUCAGCCCUUUUUCUGAGCACAGGAGGCUCUUUAUCUCCUGAAUGUGAGCUUAUUAUGUUACGGCUUCUUUUGUCGAAGAAAGGAGUUCAAUCUCAAAGUUAUUUAUUUUGGUCCACAGAUUAAGGCCUUUGUUUUUUGAAAGCUCCCUUUCCAAAAUGUAUUAUAAAUACCACAAUUUGUUUUAGGUGGUAAACUGAGUACCUAUUAGAAGUGCACCAAUACCACUUUUUUCCAAUCUAAUUCUGAUACCUGAAUUGUUGUAACUUGCUAAAUACACAUGACGUCAUUAUAAAAUGGGCAAAAGACAAAUACAUAUUCUGUGGUACUGUUCAUAAAUUUGGAAUCAUUUAAUUUUUUUGAAAGAAUUAAUCUUAUAAUUAAUCCUAUUCAGCAAGGAUGCAUUAAUUUGAUCAAAAGUGACAGUAAAGACUUUUACAUUGUUACAAUAAUUCUAUUCAAAUUUCAAGUAAAUACAAGAAAAAACAUCCAGUGCAUAAAUCUAACACAAAGUAGCAAGAACCACAACAUUUUUUUAAUCAACUUAUACAUCAAGGAUGUAUUAAAUUGAUCAAAAG
Messenger RNA from Sinocyclocheilus rhinocerous, 2621 nucleotides. It is a transcript of the gene st3gal3b, whose product is annotated as ST3 beta-galactoside alpha-2,3-sialyltransferase 3b. Gene Ontology annotation, molecular function: sialyltransferase activity. The coding region runs from base 312 to 1559 and encodes 415 amino acids. NCBI's taxonomy places the organism in Eukaryota, Metazoa, Chordata, Actinopteri, Cypriniformes, Cyprinidae. The record is from RefSeq and is a predicted model, not a curated record. The transcript is spliced from 13 exons.